UAUCACAUAACUGUGUCGAAAUUAUUUUUUGUCGGUCCAAUCUUCAUUUCUGAUAAAAUUUAGAACAUAAACGAGAUCGAAGAUGAGAGUUGCGGUUAUUGGAGGAGGGACAAGUGGAUUGGGAGCUGCACAUGUUCUUGCAAGAGAUGGAGUCGAAGUCGUGUUGUACGAGAAAGAGGAAAACCUGGGAGGCCAUGCUAAAACGGUGCGUUUCGAUGGAGUUGACGUGGACAUCGGCUUCAUGGUCUUCAAUCGCGUAAUGUACCCGAACAUGAUGGAGUUCUUCGAGGAUCUUGGAGUGGACAUGGAGGUUUCAGACGCAUCUUUCUCAGUGAGCCUUGAUAGUGGGAGAGGAAUUGAAUGGGGAAGCCGAAAUGGCCUCUCGAGCUUGUUUGCUCAGAAGAGUAACGUUUUGAAUCCCCAUUUCUGGCAAAUGAUCAGAGAAAUGGUCAAGUUUAAAGAUGAUGUUCUGAGAUACAUUGAAGCUCUUGAGAGCAACCCUAAUCUUGAUCGUACCGAGACGUUGGGCCAAUUCAUCAAGUCUCAUGGCUAUUCCGAGUUGUUUCAAAAAGCUUAUGUGGUACCGAUGUGUUGUUCGAUAUGGUCAUGCCCUUAUGAUCGUGUCUUGAGCUCCUCGGCAUUCACUGUUCUUUAUUUCUGUCGCGACCAUCACUUGCUUCAGCUCUUUGUUGGAAGGCCACAAUUGCUGACCGUUGCAGGGCAUUCGCAUACUUAUGUGGCUAAGGUUAGGACAGAACUGGAAAAACGAGGAUGCAAAAUCAGAACAAGUCGUGAAGUACAAUCGGUUACCACUUCUGAAGAUAAUGGUGUCACUGUAAGGAAUGGAGAUGGGUCGGAGGAAGUAUUCGAUCGAUGUAUAUUGGCAAUGCACGCUCCGGACGCUCUAAGGUUGCUUGGGGAACAAGCAACAUCCGAUGAAAGGAGGGUUCUUGGCGCUUUUCAAUACGACUACAGCCAUAUAUAUCUCCACCGUGACACAGAUUUUAUGCCCCGAAAUCCAACAGUAUGGAGCGCGUGUAAUUUUCUCGGGAACACAGAAAAUAAAGUGUGCGUAACAUACUGGCUCAAUGCAAUUCAGAAUCUUGGAGAGAAGAGGGAACUGUUCUUCGCGACAUUGAAUCCCGACCAUACCCCAAAGAAGGCAUUGCUCAAAUGGACCACCGGUCACCCGGUUCCUUCUGUCGCCGCCUUGACCGCUUCACAUGAGCUUUCCAAGGUUCAAGGAAAACGUGGGCUAUGGUUCUGUGGUGCAUAUCAAGGCUAUGGUUUCCAUGAAGAUGGAUUGAAGGGUGGCAUAGCGGCAGCUCAAGACCUGUUAGGAAAAAAUAUCACUUUUCCGAGCAAUCCGAAACACAUCGUCCCGUCGUUUGCAGAAACAACGGCUAGGGUUUUCGUCACCAGAUUCAUGGGACAGUACAUCUCAACGGGUUACGUUACACUACUAGAAGAUGGAGGAUCAGUGUUCAAAUUCGGGGGGAAACAUCCAAAAUGUACCUUGAAAUCUGUUAUGAAGAUUCAUAAUCCUCAGUUUUAUUGGAAGGUCAUGACAGAGGCAGACUUAGGCCUCGCAGAUGCUUAUAUCAAUGGAGAUAUUUCGUUCGUUGACAAAGACGAGGGACUUCUGAAUAUGAUCAUGAUUCUCAUAGCUAAUAGAGAUUUAAACUCAUCGAAAUCAAAUCUUGCGAAGAAAAGGGGUUGGUGGACACCAAUGUUUUUCACCGCUGGUUUGGCGUCAGCAAAGUACUUUCUAAAGCAUGCUUACAGAAAGAACACCUUAAUACAAGCUCGUAGGAAUAUUUCCGAUCAUUAUGAUUUGAGUAACGAGUUGUUUGCUCUAUUUCUGGACGAGACGAUGACAUACUCGUGUGCGGUAUUUAAGUCCGAUGACGAGGAUUUGAGAACGGCACAGAUGAGGAAAGUUUCUCUUCUGAUUGAUAAGGCGAGAAUUGAGAAGAAUCACGAGGUUUUGGAUAUCGGAUGCGGCUGGGGAACCUUAGCUGUAGAAGCUGUGAGACGAACUGGAUGCAAAUACACCGGCAUUACCUUAUCGGUCGAACAGCUUAAAUACGCCGAAGCAAAGGCAAAAGAAGCUGGGCUUGAGGAUCGGAUUACAUUUGAACUCCGCGAUUAUCAUCAGCUGUCGGAUUCCCGUAAAUAUGACAGAAUUAUAUCUUGCGGGAUGAUAGAACAUGUUGGACAUGAAUUCAUGGAGGCGUUUUUCAACCGCUGUGAAUCUGCGCUUGCGGAAGAGGGCUUACUUGUUUUGCAAUUUGUGUCGAUACCCGAUUCACGUUACGACGAGAACAGAUUAAGUUCAGAUUUCAUCAAGGAACAUAUCUUCCCGGGCGGAUGCCUUCCUUCUUUAGCCAGAGUAACAUCUGCAAUGGCUUCUUCAUCAAGGCUAUGCAUCGAACACGUUGAAAACAUCGGAAUCAAUUACUACAAGACUCUGAGAUGCUGGAGACAUAACUUCUUGGAGAGACAAGAACAAGUUAAAGCUCUCGGAUUCGACGAGAAAUUCAUCAGAAAGUGGGAAUAUUACUUGGAUUACUUUGCUGCUGGCUUCAAGACUCUUACACUCGGAGACUACCAGGUGGUGUUUUCUCGUCCUGGAAACACAGCAGUGUUCGGAGAUCCGUACAUGAGCUUCCCUUCGGCUCGUUGUUCCUACCCUUAAACCGAAAGCUAUAUGAAUGUUUCGAGUUCUUUAUCAUGAAUACCUUUAUCAUCAAUACAUAAAUAAUGCAUAUGUUAUGUAUAAUUUGACGUAUGAAUAAGAGCUUUCAUGGUUGAUUCUGCUGUUCGGACAACAAGGUGGUGUUACCGUAC
This is a messenger RNA of Tarenaya hassleriana, 2850 nucleotides long. RefSeq lists its product as uncharacterized. NCBI's taxonomy places the organism in Eukaryota, Viridiplantae, Streptophyta, Magnoliopsida, Brassicales, Cleomaceae. Gene Ontology annotation, molecular function: oxidoreductase activity; methyltransferase activity. The transcript is spliced from 23 exons. The record is from RefSeq and is a predicted model, not a curated record. Bases 83 to 2698 code for a protein of 871 amino acids.